Molecule: messenger RNA, 2649 nt
Organism: Chondrus crispus (carragheen)
Lineage: Eukaryota; Rhodophyta; Florideophyceae; Gigartinales; Gigartinaceae
Product: Lipase domain protein, putative
Exons: 1
Coding region: 1-2649 (882 amino acids)
Biological process (GO): lipid metabolic process
Source: RefSeq, a predicted model, not a curated record
AUGCCCAACACAGCCCCCACGCCGUCGGAGGAUGCAGAAGACCGGAACGGAGGAGACGAAAGCCCCACAAUUGCCGCGCUGCUGGCAACCGUGCAGCGGGAAGGCGGCGAGGUUAUUGACGCGGCGGGGCGCAAUGUUGCCGUCAGGGAGGGCUUCGCUUGGAUCCUUGAGGCGCUUGCGAAGAGGGGCUUGGGGAAAGGGGCCGUGGCAGAGGGAGAAGAGGAAGAGAAGCGCAACGACGCGAGGGAGGUAGUAGAAGAGCGGGAGAAGGGGCGGGAGAAGGAGGAGGACGGGCUGGGGGACGGGCUGGAGGACGGGCUUAAUGCGGCUGUUGCGUGGAUUCUUGAAGCUGUUGCAAAAAGGAGGAAAGAGGGAGAGGCGGCCAAAGAGAGUGUAGACGAAUCCGACCUUGUCCAUGUCUCAGAAGAGGAAACUGCGAUACAGCGAGUUGAUUCUGAUGGAAUGUCAACUUCACCUCUGUCAUGGAUUGCCGAGUUGCUCCCAGGCAACAUCCCUGCGAGCGCACCGGUUAACGACCCCGACCUCGCAGAAGGCGCAGAACCACGCAGCGAGGAACUUGUCCCCGCCACGACAACAGACGAAGUAGAAAACCAGCUCGUCUCGUGGCUCUCGUCUCACCUGUCGCCCACGGCCACCAAAGAGGAGGUGCUGGACCAAACCGUAUCCUGGAUCUCCUCCAACCUGUCGUCGGCCUCGGCGAACCUAUCCACCAUUGCGCUGCAGGGCAUGCUGCAGCGCGGUUCGGACGUCGCGUCGCAGCUGUCCACCAACGCCAUGUUGGCCACGCUCAACGCGCUCAACGUUGAGCCGUUCGAUACCGUCGACACGCUAGACGAUACCCACCUCCCGCGUCACCCGUAUGAUCCUGUGCACGCGCUCACGCUUGCGGCAUACUCGUUCCGCGCGUACUUGGAGCCGCCUUCGUCGUCUUAUCGCGAGACUUUCGCGGCUCCAGUUGAUGGGUCUGAGCUUUCAGGCUUAGAUCGGCAGCUGGUGUACACGGACUUUGUGUAUCCGAGCACUGAGAUUAUUGCGCAGAGGGCGAAGGGGGCUGUAAUGGUGCAGGUUGUAGCGUCGGAGGGAUUGGAGGAGGCGUACGUGGUGGUUGAGAUGAACGGCGUGCUGGUGCUAGACCUUUUCAAGAAGAAGCAUUGCGCAAUGCUGUGUCAGAGGGACCCGCCUUCGUCUCGGUUCCGUUCCAUCGGGGGUGCAAGUGAUGAUGAGUUGGUCAUAAACGUGUUUCCAAAUGAGAAGGCAUACGUCGAGGGAAGUCCACCGAGUGACAUUUCCUUAUUCUCGCUUGCUGACCUUGUGCGACAGGGCCUGGAGAGCGGCAGGUACGUGGAUGAGGGUGAGUGCACGCUGAAAUUCCAGAAAGUUUUGAAAGAAGGGAAGGACAGGGAUUUCUUUCAUUUUUCCUUACUUCCCAAAGAGAUGAGGCUUCCGUUCCCGUUUCAAAGUGUGGGGAAGGACCCCGAGGAAAUUGAUCCGAAAUCUGUGGGGUCAGCGUCAAUCACGCUGCGUUUGUCGUUUAUACCUUUUCUGAAUGGUCCAGAAGGCGAUAAAAUGAAAGAGGUGUCAUCAUUGCUUGCAGACGCAGAGGCAACGUCGUUUCAAAAGUUGACUUCAACUACAGAAGAUUUGUCAAUUUCAUCAGUUCUCAAGGCAAAGCUCUCACCUGGACAGCUACCGGACCCUGGAGACUGGCGCAGGCUGGCAGGAGCCGUUAGAAAUCUUGUCGACGAUGACGACACCACUUUGGACAUCCAGAGAACAGCCACCUUAACAGAAGACUUGCCUAGUACACUAUUCAUCGAAUCAUUGGCGACCGAUACAGAAGUGUGGCUCUUCCACGAUACAGCCAACAAAGACGUUGUCAUAUCAUUCCGCGGGACAGAACAGGUAAGCUGGAAGGACUUCUUCACUGAUGCCCAAAUGUUUUUGCAACUUUGGGUUCCAGGUGUGAAAGUAGAUCUCAAUGUGGAUAAGGACCGAACAGUCGGUUUGGCGGACUUUAUUCCCGGAGUGCUGCCCUCUCAAGAAACAUCGAUUCCAGCAGACGCAUCCGCAAUACAUUAUGGUUUCCUCCGGGCAUAUCUAAGUAUUCGGGAUGCAUUGAUACGCGGUCUCAAGAUGGUGAGCUCGGACUUUUGUGAUGGUUACUCGUUUCACUUUACUGGGCACUCCCUUGGCGGAGCGCUUGCGAUUAUUGCGUCAGCAGAUCUUCAGGCACGCCAGUUGAUGUGUAACUGCGAUGUAUCAUGUAUGACGUUUGGAGCUCCAAAGGUGGGAAAUGUACACUUUGCUAGGAUGUACAACGAACUUGUGCCAAACUCAUUCCGCAUUGUAAACGACACUGACUUGGUUGCACGAAUGCCAAGGUCAAUUUCUACGAAAGCCCCAGUGAAUCGCUACCAACAUGCUGGUCGGACUGUCCUCAUCAGUGAUGACGGGGACUACUGGAUUGAAGGGUACAACAACAAAUCCGUCAUCAUGGCGAAUAUGAGCUCCAUUGAUGACCCUUUCCGGGAAAAGUACAAAAACCUGCAAGACCUCAUCAAUUUUGAGCAGAAGUUAUGGAACGAAUUGAUCAGCGGGCGCUCCGUAAAACAUCACAUGGUAAGUUGA